AUGUAUAACGAUGGUGAAGGAUCAAAGAAGAGGAAGAGAAUGGCCAUCAUAGGCAUCUCUUCCAUCUUCUUGGUCGCCAUGGUUAUCGCUGUUACUGUCGGUGUUGGCAUCAAGAAUAACGAAAACGAGGAUGAAAUCAGUGGAAGCAGCCAAAAGAAUCAUGUAUCUUCCUCAAUGAAAGCAGUCAAAGCUAUAUGUCAACCCACCGAUUACAAGGAACAAUGUGUGAGGAGUCUCAACGCCAAUGCUGGCAACACAACUGACCCUAAAGAACUCGUUAAAGUCGCAUUUGAGGUGGCCAUGAAACACAUCAACGACGCAGCCAAGAAAUCAACUCUUCUGCAAGACCUGGAAAAAGACCAUAGAACUCGCCUCGCUCUCAACGAUUGUAAGGAGCUCAUGAACGAAUCAAUCGCGGAACUCAAGCAUUCUUUUGAGACAAUUGGGGAUUUUGACAUGACAAAGUUAGACGACAUCAUGGCGAAUUUGAAGGUUUGGCUUAGCGCGUCAAUAACAUACCAAGAGACUUGUUUGGAUGGAUUCCAAAACACCACGGGCGAGGCAGGGAACAAGAUGAAAGCGGCGUUGAAAACCGCGAUGCAAUUGAGUAGCAAUGGCCUUGCAAUUGUUACCGAGAUGUCUUCUGCACUCUCUGACCUGGUUUCUGGCGCAAACCGUCGUCUCCUUAAUAUUGAUGAUGAGGAUUUCAUGAUUUUAGGCCAUGGUAGUGAUGAGGAAGUUUGGUUCAAUAACAAUGGCGUGCGGAGGCUACUCAGCCAAACUCCCGCUGAGCUUAAACCUAAUGUGGUUGUGGCUAAAGAUGGAAGCGGAGACGUAAAGACUAUUCAUGAGGCAUUGGAUCACAUCCCUAAAAAGAAUAACAAGACUUUUGUGAUCUACAUUAAAGAAGGAGUUUAUGAGGAGCAUCUUCAAGUCAAUAGGUCCAUGACUAAUUUGAUGAUGAUCGGAGAUGGUGCUCAGAAGACUCGCAUCACCGGGAACAAGAACUUCGUCGACGGUGUCCCCACUUUCCACACCUCAACAGUUGCUGUUCUUGGAGACAACUUCAUUGCCAAGAACAUUGGCUUUGAGAACUCCGCUGGUGCUAUAAAACACCAGGCCGUGGCGUUGAGGGUUUCCGCGGACAUGUCAAUCUUCUACAACUGCUCCAUGGAUGGCUACCAAGACACCCUCUACACCCACGCCAAACGCCAAUUCUACCGCGACUGCACCAUCUCCGGUACAAUUGACUUCGUCUUCGGUGACGCGGCUGCAGUCUUCCAAAACUGCACAUUCUUAGUCCGCAAGCCAUUAGAUAACCAGCAGUGCAUUGUGACAGCACAGGGCAGGAAAGAGCGACGCCAACCAAGCGCCCUCAUCCUCCAAAACUGCUUCAUCACUGCAGCUCCAGAAUUGGUCCCUUUCAAGACCCAAUUCAAGUCUUAUUUAGGCCGUCCAUGGAAGGAGUUCUCAAGAACAAUCAUCAUGGAAUCGUUCAUCGAUGACUUGAUCCAGCCCGCGGGAUGGUUGCCUUGGUUAGGCGAUUUCGGGCUCAAGACUUGUUUUUACACAGAAUUCAACAACUGGGGUCCUGGUUCGAGCACCGCACAGCGUGUGGCGUGGCGUGGAAUCAAGGCAAUAACACCUCAACAUGCUGUGGAUUUCACUCCUGGAAGGUUCAUUAGGGGUGAUACAUGGAUUAAGCCCACUGGAGUGCCUUAUUCCUCCGGAAUGAUGGCUGCAGGAACAAGAAGUAAUACAAGAACAACAUCAUCUGCAAGUUCUGAAGUAGUGUGACUAAUCUAAUAAUGUGUAAUUUUGUUUCGCUCUCUCUGCUUCUCUUUUGAUUUUUUUUGGGUUCAUGUGGGUUGUUAUGUAAAUCUAUUUUUUUUUUCUUUCAAGAUGAUAAAAAUCGUCAAAAAUGACUACGAAAUCAAUUGUUAA
Messenger RNA from Tripterygium wilfordii, 1944 nucleotides. RefSeq names its product probable pectinesterase/pectinesterase inhibitor 21. The record is from RefSeq and is a predicted model, not a curated record. The transcript has 2 exons. Gene Ontology annotation, molecular function: pectinesterase inhibitor activity; pectinesterase activity. Gene Ontology annotation, biological process: cell wall modification. The coding region runs from base 1 to 1797 and encodes 598 amino acids. Lineage: Eukaryota; Viridiplantae; Streptophyta; Magnoliopsida; Celastrales; Celastraceae.